Messenger RNA from Glossina fuscipes, 287 nucleotides. RefSeq lists its product as uncharacterized. The coding region runs from base 26 to 199 and encodes 57 amino acids. NCBI's taxonomy places the organism in Eukaryota, Metazoa, Arthropoda, Insecta, Diptera, Glossinidae. The record is from RefSeq and is a predicted model, not a curated record. The transcript has a single exon.
UCCGCGAAUAUUCGCUUAGUACAUUAUGGCUUUUAUUAUCCUGUAUCCAGCAGUGGCCGCUUUGGCUCUAUUCAUUAUUGGCGUGAUUAUUAUUAUGUUACGUUUUGGCCCAAAAUUAUGUGGGUUGCGGCACCAUGCGUUGCCGUAUAAUGAAGAGUGGCGUGAACGGGCUUACGAUCAUGAAAUAAGCUAUGCUUGAAUAUAAUUACAAGUUUUAUAUGAGCACAUAAAUUAAUAUUUAACAAGUAUUUCAUUAACAAAGAAUACUUUCCAAGUGCCUUUAAAUA